Molecule: messenger RNA, 1479 nt
Organism: Yamadazyma tenuis ATCC 10573
Lineage: Eukaryota; Fungi; Ascomycota; Pichiomycetes; Serinales; Debaryomycetaceae
Gene: HGC1
Product: cyclin
Source: RefSeq, a predicted model, not a curated record
AUGCCUUCUAUCAGCUCAAUUCCCAAAGUCACUCAAUUGGACUAUCCGAAGACCUUAUACAAUCGCGAACUUGAAGUACAUAGAGCUUCCCUUCAAGAAUACAACGAGGAUAUAUUCAACGCGAUAGCCGCUUCUGUUACCGCCAACAAACCUAACUUGGAGUUGUAUCAACAACAACCUUACUUGACUAAUUCGAUUCGAGUGAAGUUGAUUGACUUUUUGUUGAAAAUGUCUGUUAGGUUGAAAAUUAUUCCGUUUGUAUUCUUCCGAGCCGUGAAAAUAUUUGACAGAUAUUGUUCCAAAAGAGUUAUGUUGUUGGACCAGUCCCAAUUGAUCAUAACCACAUGUUUGUGGAUCGCCAGUAAGGUCCAAGGAGGUAACAACCAUUUUCUUAACUUAAGCAAUUUGAAUAAAUUGACAGACAUCAAAACAAUUAACGAUUUAGGUUACGGUUCUGGUGGAAAAUACUUGGGACCGACUGAAAGGUUUAGAUUGCCCAAGUUACACGAGUUAGUGAAAUUGUGCGGAGCCAAAUGCAAGUACGAUCAAUCAAUGUUCAGACAGAUGGAGUUACACAUCUUGCAAACAUUGGACUGGUCAUUCAAUGACCCCAGCAUCGAAGAGUUUUUGGUCAAGUCUGACGAACUCAGCAUUGUUAACAAUAACAAUAAUGAAUUCUUCUACGUUAAACAGUACUUGAGUUAUGUUUCGUUGUACUCAUACGAAUUGAUCGAUGCUGACUUGAUCGAUAUGUCUAAGGUUAUGGCUGAUCUCGUUAAUGAGAUAUUUAAUCUCAGUGAAGAUAACGCCUACUUCCAGACAAUCAAUACCCCCACCUUUAAUGAUGAUAAUGACGACGAUUUCUUCAUUGAAGACGAACACUUGGUAUUAACCAACAGAUACUUGUCGAAGAUGGACUACAGCCAAUAUAAACACAUCAAAAAACACUUGAUCAAAGCUGUUCUUCACUCGUCUGAGUUUGUCCUCAAUCUUUUUAAUUCUAACGGACCCCUAUAUUUGUACAAACAAAUUGUGAUGAUGUACAGAGAUCCUUAUAAGGUAGCCGCAGCUGUGCCGGUCACACCUACCACUCCAACAUCUCCCAUACAAUUCCCCGGUGUAUCUCCAAGCUUGGUGACGUCAGUCAACAAUAUCAAUUACAUCUACAAACCGGUUCCAUUGUCUUCUAGCAAUACACCAUUAUUGAAGAAAUAUAAUCCCGAAUACUCUCAUAUUCCCAAGAUUAACACUUCCCAUCAACACACAAUGAGUCAAGUGAGUAUUAACACGGCUUCAAGUGUGAAUACCUCCAUUUCGAGAGACACAGACUCUCACUCAAUCUUUGAUGAACACCGAAGGUUUGGAGGGUAUACUCCAGUGUCAGACGAAGAGUCUCCCACUUGUUUUGGAAACUUUGGUAACGUACAACCACAGCCUCACUCACAACCCUAUCAGCCCUGUAGUUACAAGUUUGCAUAA